Molecule: messenger RNA, 1794 nt
Organism: Hyaloscypha bicolor E
Lineage: Eukaryota; Fungi; Ascomycota; Leotiomycetes; Helotiales; Hyaloscyphaceae
Exons: 5
Coding region: 1-1794 (597 amino acids)
Biological process (GO): mRNA 5'-splice site recognition; RNA processing
Cellular component (GO): commitment complex; U1 snRNP; U2-type prespliceosome
Molecular function (GO): protein binding
Source: RefSeq, a predicted model, not a curated record
AUGAGUGACUUCAACUACGGAGGGACCGAUGAAGAGUCGGCGGAGAUCAAGAAGCUCAACGCUGAGGUUCUCGAAGACUCUGACAACUUUGAGAACUGGGAGAAGCUCGUUCGCGCGGCUGAGACCCUCGAGGGCGGCCUAAAUCGAAACUCCAGUCCACAAGCUAUCGCAACCACCCGAGACGCGUACGACCGCUUUCUUGCGAAGUUCCCUCUUCUGUUUGGAUAUUGGAAGAAAUAUGCCGACCUCGAAUUCUCCAUUGCCGGCACUGAAGCGGCCGAGAUGGUUUUCGAACGAGGCGUCGCCAGCAUAACAACCUCGGUGGAUUUGUGGACUGACUAUUGCUCUUUCAAAGUCGAAACCAGUCAUGAUCCAGACGUGAUCAGAGAACUUUUCGAGCGUGGGGCUGCUUCUGUUGGUUUAGACUUCCUUGCUCACCCUUUCUGGGACAAGUAUCUCGAGUUUGAAGACCGCCUGGAAUCCCACGACAGGAUUUUUGCUAUCCUCAGUCGGGUUGUUAAGAUUCCAAUGCACCAAUAUGCUCGCUAUUUCGAAAGAUUCCGACAGCUUGCACAUGCACGGCCAUUGCCAGAGCUCGUGCCUGAGGAGACACUUGCUCAAUUUCGUGCCGAUGUGGAAGUAGAAAGUGCUGGGUAUCAGAUGGGGGCUAAAGCCGAGUUGGAGAUUGAGCGCGAGGUCCGGACCAAGAUUGAUAACUUCCACCUUGAGACUUUUACCCGAACUCAGACGGAGACUACGAAACGAUGGACCUACGAGUCAGAGAUCAAGCGCCCAUACUUCCACGUUACUGAGCUCGACCACCAGCAACUCGCCAACUGGAGGAAGUACUUGGAUUUCGAGGAGGCCGAGGGUGACUACACCAGAGCCGUUUUCUUGUAUGAAAGAUGCUUGGUGACCUGCGCAUUCUACGAUGAGUUCUGGUUCCGCUAUGCCCGUUGGAUGUCUGCUCAAGAAGGGAAGCAGGAAGAAGUCAGAAAUAUUUACCAGCGGGCCAGCACACUUUACGUGCCAAUCAGUCGUCCCGGAGUUCGCUUGCAAUACGCCUACUUUGAGGAGAUGUCUGAACGCGCUGAUGUCGCCCGGGACAUCCACCAGGCCAUUCUUGAUCGCAUGCCAGGUCACGUUGAGACCAUUGUGUCUUGGGCAAACCUGGAGCGCCGCCAAAACGGUCUCGAAGCUGCUAUUGAGGUUUAUAAAGCCCAAAUUGAUAACUCGGCAGUGGACUUCUUUGCCAAGGCAGCAUUUGUCGUUGAGUGGGCCAUCCUUUUGUGGAAGAUUCAAGGAUCAGUCAGUGAGGCUCGUCAAGUCUUCCAAAAGAACCAGCAAUGGUAUCUUCAGAGCCGCCAUUUCUGGAUGAAAUAUCUUGAAUUUGAGACCGCCCAACCAACGUCUGCGGACAAGGAAGCAGAACACUACACAAGAAUCAAGCAGGUUCAUGAUGAUAUGAUUAAGAAAAGCCGCAUGAGCCUGAGUACGAAGAAGGACCUCAGCAGCUACUUUUUGACAUAUCUGCAGCAGAGAGGUACGAGGGAAGCCAUGAAGGAGUUUUUGCAAGUUGACCGGGAGCUAAACGGACCUAUCUCCGUUCAGCCUGCAUACCUGAAGACAAACACUCCAACCGGCAGAGCAUCCAGCAAGGCUCUGGAAAACGGCCAUCCACCAGGUGAUGUUGACGAAGCCACCCUUCGCAAAGGAGAAGUUAAGUACAGCAACUACUAUGAAGAGCGCCGCGACCCGAUACCUAACGCCCAAGGUCUCGCUCCUUUCCACUGA